AAAAGAGGAUUGCCCUGCUCAGGGCAGUAGAAGCUUUCAGGCCGAGGAAGAGUGCGGCCAGCUCUUGCCAAGGCUGGAGGAAGCCCCUGCUGAGUCAAGCCUUUGGAAGCAGAGCUUGUCCCAAGCAUUGGCCCAGCAUGUCCAACCAAGGAGAUGACUGCUACUUCUAUUUCUACUCCACCUGCAACAAGGGGGACAGCUGCUCCUUCCGCCACUGCGAGGCCGCCCUGGGCAACGAGACCGUCUGCACCCUCUGGCAGGAGGGUCGCUGCUUCAGGAAUAUCUGCAGGUUCAGACACAUGGAAAUCGAUAAGAAGCGCAGUGAGAUCCCUUGCUACUGGGAGAACCAACCAGUGGGCUGCCAGAAGUCCAACUGUGCUUUCCACCACACCAAAGGACGUUAUGUGGAUGGCCUCUUCCUGCCACCCAGCAAGACCACGCUCCCAAGUCCCCCUGAGGCAGCAGAGGAUGAUGUGAAACUGGCUCAGCUGUCCCUGCAGCAAAGCAAACUUUCUGUCCAGUCCAAUCCCUCCCCACAGCUGAGGGGGGUGAUGAAAGUGGAGAACUCUGAGAAUGUCCCCAGUCCAACCCAUCCUCCUGUUGUAAUCAAUGCUGCAGAUGAUGAUGAAGAUGAUGAUGAUCAGCUCUCUGAAGAGGGAGAAGAAACUAAAACCCCUGUCCAGCAGCCAUCCCCAGAGGCCCAUAAUGGAUUGAGGAUCAUUUCCACCAGGAAAUCCAACUCUAACACCAAGCAAGAUGACAACUUGAAUUUUGGAAUCAAAACCCUUGAGGAAAUCAAACUGAAGAAACUAAAGGAAAAAACAAAAAAACAAGGUGAAGGUCCUUCAGGAGUUUCAGUUCAUCCACUCCAGCCCAGGAGCAUUCCUGUGCCAGAAAAGGAGAAUGUGAGGACAGUUGUGAGGACAGUGACCCUGUCCUCAAAGCAAGGGGAGGAGCCAGUGAUCAGGCUGAACCUUGCUGAGAGGCUGGGGAAACGAAAAGCCUCCCCAGCUGGCAAAAAUGUCCUUCCCCUGAAGCGCAACCUGGCCGAGAGGCUGGGGAAGAAGAUUGACACCUUGGAGAAUGCAGACAAGGCACCCAAGAGAGUUCAAGUCCCCAAGUCCCUGAAGGAGAGGCUGGGAUUGUCCUCUGAACAGCCCAGUGCAGAGCCAGAGAGGGCUGCCAGGCCGGCAGGAGAGAUCCACGUCAAAACACUGGAGGAGAUUCGGCUUGAGAGAGCUACUCAGAGGCGAGGAGAGCCUCAGGCCAGAGCCCAGGCCGAGGGCCGCUGUAAGGCAGAGGAUCCCAGCUCAGGGGCAAGGCCUCCCCCUGCAGGCCGCAGCAAAACCUUCUCGGGAGCCCUGGCCGAGAAGAACGAGAGGCAGCUGGAGGAGGAGAAGCCCAAGGCGGAGGAGUUCCCCGCCAGAACAAAGGCUGAGGGCGAGCCCAGGAAGCUGAGUGUCCUGUCCCCAUCUGUGCCCAGCAAGGUGCAGCUGGCAGAGCCGGGGGGCAGAGCCAAGGCUGCAGGAGAAGUGAGGAUUAAAACCUUGGAAGAGAUCAAGAAGGAGAAAGCUCUGCGGCUGCAGCAGAGCGGAGAGAAGCUGGCGGCGGCCGCGGCGCAGCCGGAGCCUGCCCCGGCUGGCAGGAGGCUGCUGCGAGUCACAAAGCUGAUGGCUCCUGGAAGAGAAGAAAAGAAGAUUGUGGAACUGAGCAAGACCUCUCCCAGAGCUGUCUCUGCUCCUGCAGAGUCCUCUGACCAGGGCACAACAAACUCCAAAGUUCAAGUGAAGAGCCUGGAAGAGAUCAUGAGGGGCAAGAGGCAACUGAAGCAGCGCCAGGAGGAGAAGCUGCAGAAGGAGGCAGCUGCUGUGCCAUCAGCUCCUGCUGAGAGAGCAACCAAGGAGAAGGCUCCAGCAUCAGGGAGUCCUGAGUCCAGCCUGGUUUCAGGGGCAGCUUGCCAACGUGGGAAGAGGAUAACAGGGAGAGCUGUGGAAGAGGAGGGGGCUGAAGGCCCAGGGAAGGAUGCUGCUGUGUCCCCAGGGAAGCAGCCAGCUCAGCUCCCCGAGCGCAGGGCUAAAACCAAACCCAAGGUGUGUCUGAAGCCCCUGGAGGGGAAGGGCAACUCCCCCACGAAGCAGACCCUGAAACGCAGGGCAGCUGAGAGCCAUCCCUCUGCUGUGGCAGCUGUGAAGCCCUUGAAUGCCACUGGUGGGGACACCAAGGAGCCUUCAGCUAAGAAAGCAGCUGUGGCCAUUGUUCCUUCUUUGCCAGAGGACAGCCUGGUCUCCAUACCUGUGAGAGACAAACCCAAAACCAGUCCUGAAGUGCACCUUGGAAGCCAGGCAGACUCCAUGGCACAGUCAGAGGUCUCCAGCUCCACCUCAGCUUCGUCCCAGGUCCCAGCCAAGGCUCGCAGGCUGAGCUCCACAGGGGCUGGGAAAGCUCCUUUGUCAGUAGAGGAUGACUUUGAGAAGCUGAUCUGGGAGAUCUCAGGAGGCAAACUGGAAGCAGAAAUUGACCUGGACCCUGGCAAAGAUGAGGAUGACCUCCUCUUGGAACUGUCUGAGAUGAUUGACAGCUGAACUGCAGCUCCUGGGGGAUUGAAAGAAAAACAGAGAGAGUAAACAAACUUAAUCAAAACUGUCUCUUGUUGGACACCCAGAGGUGAAGGACACCCAGAGGUGAAGGUUGAUCCUCUUCCUACCUGAGGUUUUGCAAGGAGUCUUAAAGCACAGUUGAACCUGGCAGCCUCUGCACUCAGCUGUCCUGCAUUUCCCUGCUGCUCAGAGUUGAGGUCUUCUGCAUCCUGCUGGGACUCUUGGCAGCAGCAGCAGGAGGAGGAGGAGGAGGAGGACAAAGCACUUCUGUAUUUUGGGAGAGAGAGAGAUGCCCACCUCUAAACUUGGGGGGGUUGGGAAAUCCAUCUCCUGCUUGAGCCAUGCUCUGAAGGCUUCAACUCCCAAGCUGCAUCCCCUCAGCCCUUGGCAAAACUCAGCACUGGGCACGUUUCAAAGCUUUGAUGUUCUUCAUUUCCUGGACAGUUGCUCUCUAAAGCCUGGAGUUACUAUGUCAACUCUUGAGUUUUAUUUAUGUCUGCUCUCCUUUUUGGACUGUCACCUUUUUUGGGGGGGUAACUUAAUGGAAAG
Molecule: messenger RNA, 3146 nt
Organism: Dryobates pubescens (Downy woodpecker)
Lineage: Eukaryota; Metazoa; Chordata; Aves; Piciformes; Picidae
Gene: ZC3H11A
Product: zinc finger CCCH-type containing 11A
Exons: 16
Coding region: 138-2582 (814 amino acids)
Molecular function (GO): metal ion binding
Source: RefSeq, a predicted model, not a curated record